UUCGGUCCUGGGCGCAGAGGUUCCUGGGAGCCAAGAGUCUGGAUGGUGUCUGUAUAACCUUCGGAGGCUGCUGCAUCGCACCUCGGGCCAAACAUAAAAGAUGACAACAGCAGCCAGGCCAACUUUUGAACCUGCGAGAGGUGGAAGAGGAAAAGGAGAAGGUGAUUUGAGCCAGCUCUCAAAGCAGUAUUCAAGCAGAGACCUACCCUCUCAUACAAAGAUAAAAUACAGACAAACUACUCAGGAUGCCCCUGAGGAGGUUCGUAACCGCGACUUCAGGAGAGAGUUGGAAGAGAGAGAGAGAGCUGCUGCAAGAGAGAAAAAUAGGGAUCGUCCAACCCGAGAACAUACAACCUCCUCUUCAGUGUCAAAGAAGCCUCGGUUAGACCAGAUUCCUGCUGCCAACCUUGAUGCAGAUGACCCUCUAACAGACGAGGAAGAUGAAGAUUUUGAAGAAGAGAGUGAUGAUGAUGAUACUGCAGCUCUUCUUGCAGAACUAGAAAAAAUUAAAAAAGAAAGAGCUGAAGAACAGGCCAGGAAGGAACAAGAACAAAAAGCUGAAGAAGAGAGGAUUCGUAUGGAAAACAUUCUGAGUGGAAAUCCUCUCCUUAAUCUCACUGGCCCAUCCCAGCCACAGGCCAACUUCAAAGUUAAAAGAAGGUGGGAUGAUGACGUUGUCUUCAAAAAUUGUGCAAAGGGUGUAGAUGAUCAGAAGAAAGACAAAAGAUUUGUAAAUGAUACUCUGCGAUCUGAAUUUCACAAAAAGUUCAUGGAGAAAUAUAUUAAGUAGUACAGUUUUAUGUGCUUGAUUAAAGACUAAAAUGUAAAGGAUUAUUCUGACUUUAUUUUGAUUAGUUCCCCCCCUUGUAUAAAUUGUGUACAUGCUUCUCUAAUUUUAAGCUCCAAAAUAUCUUUUCCUUUAGUGAUGCCUUAUUUUAUAGUGGACUUGGGAUAGGUUUAACCCAGUUUCCAUUCUCUGAAUGUUUCCAGUCAUAUGUUUUCUUUUUAAUAUGGGAAAAGGGAAUCUGCUUGUAAUAAAUAUUUUUAAUCUAAAUAACCAAAUCUGUGUUCCCAACAUUUUGUUGUAAUUUAUACAGUUUAUAAAAUGUUGCAUAAUUUCUUUUGAAAAGAAAAAUUGUUUUUGAGUACUGUGUUUCUUUGUGCAUUAACUUUUUUCCCUUCUCUUACAUCGAUUUAAGGUCAGUUAGUUAAUAUUUUCUCUGCAUUUUUUAAAAGAGUAGGAUGAAAGAUUAAAGGGGUUCCAUUUUGGACCACAUAGUAAGUGCCCCACAUGUGUCUCUGGAAGAGGACUGGGCGUCGCUCACUUGUGCAGGUGCCUCUUUCUUUUCUCUUGGCCCGAGACGAGAGCUCUGUAAGCAUUCCUAGGAAGCAUGUGGUACUCACUUCUGUUCUCCUGGAUUCCCAACUGCCAUGUUUCUCUUGAAUGAGAUAUUUUGUGCAUUGACAUGCAUUAGAAGAAAAGCCUAGGAAAGUUUCAAAUCAAACAAUACUUAAAAUAAAACUUUCAGAAAUAA
Molecule: messenger RNA, 1535 nt
Organism: Cynocephalus volans (Philippine flying lemur)
Lineage: Eukaryota; Metazoa; Chordata; Mammalia; Dermoptera; Cynocephalidae
Gene: CWC15
Product: CWC15 spliceosome associated protein homolog
Exons: 7
Coding region: 101-790 (229 amino acids)
Biological process (GO): mRNA cis splicing, via spliceosome
Cellular component (GO): catalytic step 2 spliceosome
Molecular function (GO): RNA binding
Source: RefSeq, a predicted model, not a curated record